This is a messenger RNA of Saccharomycodes ludwigii, 747 nucleotides long. RefSeq lists its product as uncharacterized. The transcript has a single exon. NCBI's taxonomy places the organism in Eukaryota, Fungi, Ascomycota, Saccharomycetes, Saccharomycodales, Saccharomycodaceae. The coding region runs from base 1 to 747 and encodes 248 amino acids. The record is from RefSeq and is a predicted model, not a curated record.
AUGACAUAUGAAAUACCACUAUAUAACAACAAUACUACUAAUACCGAAUGUCUCUUUCAUAAUACUUCCAAUAAUAUGCAAGCCAGCAAUAGUAAUGGUACCACCGACACCGAGAAUUUUCUAUUUUUAAAAUGGAAACAACAACAACAACAACAACACCAACAGCAACACCAUUAUAAUCCACAAAUUCCACAAACCUAUAAAAUAAAUAAUGAUGAUACUACAACUAACAUUAAUAAUAAAAAAAAGAGAAAGAGAAUAAUAACGCAUACUGGCAAUCCUGCUACUUACCAUAAUCCCAUUUUUAAUUUCAAUAAUCUAUCCGAAUAUUCCAUGAACAACAAGAAGAUAAAAUUACCUAACAAGUGUUGUACUACUACUGUUCCUCAUAAUAUUGCUAUCAAUAACGAUAUCCAAAGUACCAACAGCAUUACUAUUCCAAUUCAACAAACAAAAACAUCUCAAUUGACACUAUCAAACUCAUUUAAUAAUGAAAUAGAAGACUACAUGCUAGAGGGAUAUUCAAAACUUAAUGACAAUACUAUUUAUUAUGGCAAACAGAAUUAUGGCCACCAGCACAAUAGAACGGACAAUGCGCAUGCCACUAAUAAGGAAUUAAAAUUGAAUGCUUCCUAUACUAUAUAUUUAGAUGAUAUAAAUGGAGUGCAGUAUUCCUUAUACGACCAAGAUCAAGAUGAAAGCGAUAUAUGUAGCAGCAAUGGUAACAAUGAUAUUGUUAUGAGUUAA